CUAUUAGGUCAAAAAUUUAUGGAACUUCAUCACAUUCUUGCCUGUCACCUUUCACUUUGUUUACAACCUUAAAAAAUCAAGGCAAUGGCACCAAGGGUGUAUCAGAAUUAAUAAUUUUAAUAAAUCUUAGUUUCCAAUUUUCGUAUUUCCAAUAAAUAUAUUUAAAUAUUUACUAAAUAAAAUGUCGGAAAAACUCGAGGAACACAUUCGAUUAUUGCUUGCUGGACAAAAUUUAAAUGAAGACACGUAUAUUGCACAUUCCGUUCAACAUGAAGCGGAUGGUGGAAAAAAUAUUUACACUACUACAGAUACCAAUUAUGUACCAAUAUGUCAAAAAACUGUGACAUAUAUUGUAGCUGCAGUAGUUGUAAAUGAUAAAAAUGAAGUAUUAAUGAUGCAAGAAGCAAAAGCUUCUUGUAGUGGAAAAUGGUAUUUACCUGCUGGUCGAGUUGAACGUAAUGAAAAUUUAAUAGAUGCUGUGAAAAGAGAAGUUUUAGAGGAAACUGGACUUAUAAUAGAACCUAAAACAUUAAUAUUAGUGGAAUGUGCAAGCGGUUCGUGGUUUCGUUUUGUAUUUACAGGUGAUAUAUCUGGUGGUAAUAUAAAAACAUCGGAUGAAGCUAACGAAGAAUCAUUGCAAGCACGUUGGGUGCAUAAUGUAGAAGACUUACCGCUUAGAUCUAAUGAUAUUAUUCCACUAAUAGAAAGAGGCAGAAAUUAUAUUCAAAAUAAGACCGGUUUACAGCAUCCUUAUAUAAUGCCAUUAUCGAAACCACUUUCCAAACUAUUAUUACAACUAAUAAUUACUGCUAAAAAAAGAGCAACGAACAAAUUACACAUGGUUACAUUGGAUACAGGAUUGCUUCAUUUGCCUGUUUGUGAAAUCAAUCCUAAUCGUAGUCUUCUUUCCACGUUGCAUAACUUCAUGACUGAAAUCUUUGGAACAGACGUGGCACCACACAAACCACAUGGAUUAUUAAUGGUGGAAUUUAGUGGAAAUCAUGAUGGAGAUGGUCUUUGUUUGACCUUAUUAGUAUCUUUUAAGUUACCAGUGGAAGAAGUACCCAUUAUUGGAAAGUACUCUUGGUAUCAAGCCUCAGAAGAUAUAGCAGAAGCUAUUACAACUCGUUUACCACGUAAUAUGACCGUGCCAUUAAAUGUGAAGAACUCUUUGGAGGUCUUCCUGGACGAUUAUGUCUCAUUGAGGGAUGUGCUUGCACAGUUGAUGAUGUUUGAUUCACACUUUUAGACUGCUGUGCAUACUGUAAUCCUUGCGGUGACUGCGCUUCAUCUGCCAAAUUCUGUUGGCUCUGUUCAGAAAAUUGAGUUUGAGUAG
This is a messenger RNA of Polistes dominula (European paper wasp), 1336 nucleotides long. Its product is annotated as 8-oxo-dGDP phosphatase NUDT18. Gene Ontology annotation, molecular function: 8-oxo-dGDP phosphatase activity; 8-oxo-GDP phosphatase activity. The record is from RefSeq and is a predicted model, not a curated record. NCBI's taxonomy places the organism in Eukaryota, Metazoa, Arthropoda, Insecta, Hymenoptera, Vespidae.